Molecule: messenger RNA, 3335 nt
Organism: Ixodes scapularis (black-legged tick)
Lineage: Eukaryota; Metazoa; Arthropoda; Arachnida; Ixodida; Ixodidae
Gene: Sec23
Product: protein transport protein Sec23A
Exons: 3
Coding region: 148-2484 (778 amino acids)
Biological process (GO): endoplasmic reticulum to Golgi vesicle-mediated transport; COPII-coated vesicle budding; COPII-coated vesicle cargo loading
Cellular component (GO): endoplasmic reticulum exit site; COPII vesicle coat
Molecular function (GO): GTPase activator activity; zinc ion binding
Source: RefSeq, a predicted model, not a curated record
GUACGACCGCCUGGCCACCACAGCAAGAAGAACCGCUUCCAGGUGGCAGCACUGGAAUUUUUGCGUGACACUUUUCCUCGGGGAAGAAGCGGUUCGCUCUGUGUGUGCAAUUACGUGGCAUAACGCGGUGUCGGCGAAUUCACCGACAUGGCGACAUACCAGACCUACCAGGACUUUAUACAGAAAAAUGAAGACCGCGACGGGAUUCGGUUCAGCUGGAACGUGUGGCCGUCAAGCCGGCUGGAGGCGACUCGCCUGGUUAUUCCCCUCGGCUGCCUGUUCAGCCCUCUCAAAGAGCGGCCCGACCUGCCGCCGAUCCAGUACGAUCCGGUGCUGUGCACCAGACAGACCUGUCGGGCCAUCCUGAACCCGCUUUGUCAGGUAGACUACCGAGCCAAACUCUGGGCGUGCAACUUCUGUUUCCAGCGUAACCCGUUCCCGCCCCAGUACGCCUCCAUCUCGGAGCAGCACCAGCCCGCCGAGCUGAUCCCGCAGUUCUCGACCAUCGAGUACACGAUCAUGAGGGCGGCCUGCGUGCCGCCCGUCUUCCUCUUCGUCGUGGACACCUGCAUCGACGACGACGAGCUGACGGCGCUGAAGGAGUCUCUCCAAAUGUCGCUGUCACUCCUCCCGGCUAAUGCUCUGAUCGGUCUCAUCACUUUCGGUAAGAUGGUACAAGUGCACGAGCUCGCCAGCGACGGCUGCUCCAAGAGCUACGUGUUCCGAGGUACCAAGGACCUGGCCGCCAAGCAGAUUCAGGACAUGCUGGGGGUCGGCAAGUUCUCCCAGCAGCCGCAGGGCCCUCAGCCCCAGCAGCAGCAACCACGAAUGCAACAGCAGUCAGCGCCUCCGGCGAGCCGGUUCCUCCAGCCGGUCCACAAGUGUGACAUGAGCCUCACUGACCUCCUCGACAGCCUCCAACGCGACCCCUGGCCAGUCUCGCAGGGUAAGCGUCCCCUCAGGUCAACGGGAGUUGCACUUUCCAUUGCUGUUGGGCUUCUGGAGUGCAGCUACCCAAAUACUGGCGCACGCAUCAUGUUGUUCACCGGCGGGCCGUGCACGCAAGGCCCCGGCAUGAUUGUUGGAGACGAGCUAAAGUACACCAUCCGCUCUCACCAUGACAUCUCCAAGGACAACUGCAAGAACAUGAGGCGCGCCAUUAAGCACUACGAAGCCCUCGCCCACCGGGCGUCCGUCAAUGGACAUGCCGUCGACAUCUACUCUUGCGCGCUCGACCAGACCGGUCUGCAUGAGAUGAAGUACUGCCCCAACAUGACAGGCGGUCAUGUUGUCAUGGGGGACUCCUUCAACUCGUCCCUCUUUAAGCAGACGUUCCAGCGCGUCUUCGCCAAGGACGCGCGUGGGGAGUUCCGGAUGGGCUUCAAUGCGUUGCUUGAAGUCAAGGCCUCGCGCGAGCUCAAGGUGGCUGGCGCCAUCGGACCGUGCAUCUCAACUAACGUAAAGAGCUCCAGCGUCUCGGACACGGAGACCGGCAUGGGCGGCACUUGCCAAUGGAAGCUGUGCUCACUGAGCCCGAGCACGACGGUGGCAGUCUUCCUGGAGGUUGCCAACCAGCACAACGCCCCGAUUCCGCAGGGUGGACGGGGCUGCCUCCAGUUCAUCAUGCAGUACCAGCACCCCAGCGGCCAGAAGAGGGUGCGCGUCACCACGGUGGCUCGGAACUGGGCCGACGCUUCGGCCAAUCUGCACCACAUCUCGGCCGGGUUUGACCAGGAAGCGGCAGCGGUGCUGAUGGCACGGCUGGCCUGCUUCAAGGCUCAGGGCGACGACGACGGCUCCGACGUCUUACGCUUCAUCGACCGGACCCUCAUCAAGUUGUGCCAGAAGUUUGGGGAGUAUGCCAAGGAUGACCCCAGCUCGUUCCGUUAUGCUGAGAACUUUUCCCUCUACCCGCAAUUCAUGUUCCACUUAAGGAGGUCCCAGUUUCUCCAGGUGUUCAACAACAGUCCCGACGAAACAUCCUAUUACCGGCACAUGCUGAACCGGGAGGACCUGACGCAGUCGCUGAUCAUGAUCCAGCCCAUCCUGUACGCCUACUCGUUCAGCGGUCCGCCGGAGCCUGUCCUGUUGGACACCAGCAGCAUCCAGCCGGAUCGCAUUCUCCUCAUGGACACGUUUUUCCACAUUGUCAUCUUCCACGGAGAGACCAUUGCCCAGUGGAGGAAGGCUGGCUACCAGAACAACCCCGAGCACGAGAACUUCAGGCAGCUGCUGCAGGCCCCUGAAGACGACGCCCAAGAGAUUCUCCAGACGCGGUUCCCGAUGCCAAGGUACAUUGUCUGCGACCAGGGUGGCUCGCAGGCGAGGUUUUUGCUGUCCAAGGUCAACCCUUCAGUUACCCACAACAAUGCCUACAACUGGGGUCAGCAGGACACCGGUGGGUCCCCGGUACUGACUGACGACGUCAGCCUCCAGGUCUUUAUGGAGCACCUCAAGAAGCUGGCGGUCUCCAGCUCCGGUUGAGGACCCGACUUUGUGCAAGAUAGGCUCGGAUAACGUAUCCUGCCACCCACACUUCGUUUCUGAGCGGCGCCUAAACAAACACCUUUUUGUUGGAGAAGUCUCGUAGUUACCGUCGGUGCUUUGCCAAAAAAACUGCCACAUCAACCCUGCUUUUUUUUUCUUUCUUUCUUUCUCGCGGAAGUUGGGAACAGUUCUAAUUACUAAAUUAAAAUCCGGUUCAAUUUCGUUAGACUUUGUUCUUUUGUGAUAUGCUUAAAAUAAUGAUUGGGCUCUCGAUAAGAGUCAAUUCUUGUAGUCACUAACGUCAUGACUUGAAAGUACACUACCAACGGGGAAUAAACGCAAAACAAUGUUUGUUUCGGGUUUGUUCUCCGUUUGUGUUGCAGUAUCUGCCUCACGAAGUUAGCCACAGGGCUGUCUGUGUGAUUGCCACUGCAUCUCGUAUAGUUGCCACGAGCUUCUUCAAGGAACUGCGACAUCAAUCUGCAACAUUGUUUAAGAGUGCAUCAGAACUUUUGAAAGCUUUUUGUAUGUCAACUAAAUUUGUUUAUUUAUUUUUUGCUCGGUCUUAUGUCUAUGGGCCAAAGCAAUGAGCAGGUUUAUCAGCAUGGUUAUGCAAUUUAGCCUUCUAUUGCAUGUUUUUUCUUUUAUUUAUGCUUUUUUUUUUAAACCACGGCAUGCGGUUGUUAUUGGGCUGUGGGUUGAACGGCAGCGUGGGCAUGUGCAUUUUUUUGUGAAAAUACUAUAAACAAGGUAGUACGAGAACCCGAUCCCUCAAAAUCUACAGCUUUUAUUUUCCAGUAGAAAUCCCUGUAAAAAUAUCCUUUUAAUAAAGCUUUUCUUUUCUUGAA